Molecule: messenger RNA, 2805 nt
Organism: Fusarium graminearum PH-1
Lineage: Eukaryota; Fungi; Ascomycota; Sordariomycetes; Hypocreales; Nectriaceae
Exons: 1
Coding region: 1-2805 (934 amino acids)
Molecular function (GO): protein binding
Source: RefSeq, a predicted model, not a curated record
AUGGCCGACACCAUUAAUUCAAAGAAUUGGUCAGUAGCUCUGGAUGUUUGGGUUUCAUAUUACAAAGGCGAGGUCACAAAGACUCGACCGAAUCUAGAACGAUUGCAACAGCUUGGGAGUCUUGCUCAAAAGGGAGACCUGUACUUUGACUUCAGAGCUUACCUGGUUGGCGAAGGUAAAGAUCAGCACAAAGAAAUUCAGAACGACAUGGUUGCCAAGAGAGCUCUCUCUGCCCUAAGGAGAUUUUUUGCCAUUUUGGCGCUGCGAGAACCAUGCCCGCCGGCUCAAGCAAGUAUCAUUCUCGAAGCUCUUCGCGACAACAAUGAAUACAACACAUAUCUCAAUACCAUGUUUAAUCGCUGGUAUGAUAAAUUGGAAGACCGAUCCACUAUGGAACAGCUUCCCGCCAUCUACCAGAAGCAACGGGAAUUGCCAGAUGCGUCGCCUGCUAUGCCUGUGUAUCGUGGCAUGUUCAAGGUAAACUUUCCAAAUAAUAGAGCUAGACUGGAAGAAUUGCACCAUGACUGGGUCCGAUUCAAAGGCGGCUUGAACCAAUGGGGCUACGAAAAGUUUCUCAAGUACUACGCAUCAAGAGGCGACGUGCCAUCGGUUAAGAAGCUCUGGGAUCAGUUCAUAAAAGAGUACCCAGAGCUACUUAGGGAGCCCCGAGGAUUCAACAGUCUGAUCAACGUACAUGCUCAAGUAGGAGACGUUGAGGGUGUCAAGGAAGUGCUCGGCACAAUGGUCGACCGGUAUAACGUCCAGCCGGAUCUCGACAACUGGAACAUGCUGCUCAAGGCCUAUAUGAGAACCAAUGACUAUGACGGUGUUUUGGAUCUAUUCGAUCAAAUCUCAAGUCAACACGAGCCAGACUCGUACACGUAUGCCCACGUUAUGGCAAUGAGCUCCAAGAAGGGCGAUCUGGAUACAACCCUGGAGUACUUUACUAAAUCUCAGCAAGCUGGUGUGCCUAUCACAAGGGAAAUGGGGCUGGCCUUGGUAGUGGCAUACGGUCGAAAUGCUCAACUUCUUGAGGCGGAAAGCUUGUGUAUCGAAAUGACCCACCGCAAGAUUGCUUCCCAAGCCAUCUGGAACCAGCUACUCAACUUCAACGGCGUUGAGGGAAAGAUUGACAAGGUGUAUGAAUUGCUCCGGCGCAUGAAAGAACUUGGCGUUGAAUGGGACGACCAGACCUAUCAGUUUCUCCUUCAAGCUCUCGUUAGGGUCAACCGGAUUCAUCCUGCCUACAAUCUCUUGAAGCGCGCUGUUGGUGAACGCUUGUUCCUGGUCACUCCAGAGCAUUAUGCCAUCGUCAUGGCUACAGGCGCGCGCCUCGGGGAAGCGCAGCUCGUGGAGAAUCUCUUCCAUCAACUUAAGAAAUCGGAGCUGCCUGUAACUUUCAACGCUCUGGUUGCUCUAGUCACUUCUGCUGCCAACAAGAAGCCUGGCGCUGACCGAACGAGGGGUUUGGCAAACGAAUUCGUCGAAUACUUCCGCCAGGCGGCCGAGGCAGCCAAGUCUGGCAAAACUCCUUCUGGAGACUUCGCAGAUGCAAGCAACGUCGCGGGCCUCAAGCUUUCAACUCCCGAAAUCGGUCGAGCAAUUGCUCUGCUUGUCGAACUUCGAGAAUUUGGCUCGAUUGAAGAGCUGAUGGGCUUGUUUGUCCAGAUCUUCCCUCAGUAUCAGACCGGCCAGCAGUUCCCGCCUGAAAUAAUGUCCGCUUUGAUGCAUGCACAUUACGCGGACGAAAAUUAUGACAAGGUCCUGGAACUCUGGGAGAAGACAUGGCAAGAUGUCUACAAGUCUAGCCGGAAACGUUCAGGCGAUGGUAUUGCUGGUGGUACCGAAUACGAUUUGUGCCGUGUCGUGGACGUAAUGGCAAGGGCAUAUGCGGAGAAGGAAGAUGGAAAAGGCUUGAGCGAUACUAUCGACAAGGUCAUUGCAGCAGGCUUCAAGCUCACUCGGCAAAACUGGGUGAUCAUCAUUCGCAACCUUUCCGAGCUGGGCAGAUGGGAGCGCGCCAUGUACUGGUGCGAGACACUCCUAAUGCCUGGUUGGGAUGGCUGGGCCUACAAACGUGACAUCCCAGCCAAGAGGCGAAACACUCGAUUGUUGUCACCACCCCAUAAACUCGUCUUGCGUCUGCAGCAAAAAUGGCUGGAGAUGCGCAAGAUGGCGGCCUGGUCUCCAGACGUGUCCCGUCUCCUUUCCACGGUGGAGGAGAAGUAUCCCCGUCUGCACCAUGCCUUCACCACCUCGGAGAUUGAAUCUAUGCCUACAACAUACUCUGUCAACGGCAAAGAGAUUUCAGCUGGCGAGCUCGACGGUGUACUACAGGGUCUGCCUUAUCAGUCGCUACUGAAGGUCAAGGAAAGCCUGAAGCGAGAUCUAGAAAAGCAAAGGAAGAUCGAGAGAAGCCUGGGAACCCCCAAGGAAACUGUGGACAAGGCAGAGUGGAAGAAGAUGCUGCACGACAAGGUUCACCGAUACUCCAAAAUGUGGUUCUCUGCGCGCAAGAAGGCGUAUGAUGAGCAGUUAACAAACCUACGUGGAUUCGAUUCCACGGGAGCCGUUAUCAGCAUCGAGGCCAAAGAGAUGGGGCAAGAGGACGCAGACCAUCGGGCAGCUCGCGAGCAAUUCGCUUACUGGAACGAGUUCUGGGAUCGUUAUGACCAGCGCAGGCAUGGCUAUGUGCCGAAGCAGCCGGCCCGUCCUUCAGGAUACCACAGAAAGAAUCCUUUGGAAGCGCAGAAGAUACGAGAGUGGCGAAAUGACCGCAAUGGACGGAACACUUAUUAUAACUGA